This is a messenger RNA of Ciona intestinalis (vase tunicate), 2270 nucleotides long. The record is from RefSeq and is a predicted model, not a curated record. Lineage: Eukaryota; Metazoa; Chordata; Ascidiacea; Phlebobranchia; Cionidae.
CUUUUGCGCAACGAUUUCUUUGUAUGAGUAUAUAGUUCGGAUUGUUAAAAAUGUAAAAGAUACAAUUGCUUUUUUGUUUUUUGAAAGACAGCUGCAGCUAAUUGUGUAGUACAGCGUAUUUAUUAUAUCAAUAGACAAGGUUUCAGGUUACGCUUUUUUUUAAGUUGAAUUGUGUUAAUGUGUUCGUCUUACACUUACAGGGUGUGCUUACAAAGCUUUAUUAUUCGUCAUGUCACAACUAAAACGAGACAACUCGUUUUACACCGAAUCGCGUUGAAUCUAUUUGGAAUUCACGAAAUAUCUUUAAGACUUUCGCCAGAUGUUUACUAAUCGUUUCUGAUAUACUUGGUGAGACAUAAAAUUCUAAGUUAAUUCUCCUCAGUCUUAAAACUGCUGCUACGGUUCGAAGCAGACGUGACGUAGUGACGUCAUAGUGAAUAGUUCGCUUGAGUAAGCAUGGUGGUCUGCUGUAAGCCCAGCAUUUGUUACGGACAUUCGAGGUUCACAAGGCAGCGAUAAACAAAUGCCACACGCUAGCUAUGGAGAGUGAACUUGAGCUAAUUGAAAAGUUGAAAACUCUUUGCGACCAGAAAGGUGUAGAAAAGCAGCCACAAGAAUCUGCUGUCAUUUUGCAUAAGCUCGGGAAAAUAUACAGACAGAAAAGCCCAGACAUGCUGAGCCUAAUAAGAAGCGCCGCUUUAUUUGCUGGAGCUAAGCUUCGAAAACCAGCUAACCUGGAUGAAGUUAACGAUGAUUUAAAUGAGCUGUGCUUGCAUCUACGUCAGUUGUCAGACUGUACAGAUAAAAAUGCGUCUUUGAUGGAUAUUUCUGAAGAGGUGUCGCAGAAAAUACAAAGCCUACGCAAGCAAACUGCCGUUGAAUUACAAGCAUUUUCUUGUAUUGAAAGAAUGGACACUAAAUCUUCACAAAUCUCCCUGGAGAGACAAAGAAUAUCUGCCGUUAGAAAACUGCUUGGUACAAUCACUCAAGAAUAUGUUUCUAUAAUGAGAUUUAUUGCACAAAAAGUCUUAGAUAUAAUUGGCGUGCCGCCUUAUUCGACAAAGUUCGCUAUAGUUGGAUUGGGCUCCCUUGCAAGAGGGGAAAUUACUCCAUAUUCAGAUUUCGAACACGUCAUAGUAUUAAAUGAUGACGUCAUCAAACGUGAGGGGUCAGAGACUGUCAUUCAGUUUUUUAAGUGGUUCUCUGUACUGUUUCACGUUGUAAUAAUUGGGCUCUGUGAGACCAUAAUACCUUGCGUUGCUGUGCCCACGCUUAACAACUCGUCGAGUAAACAUUCAUGGUGGUUUUACGAUGCAAAAACCCCGCGCGGUAUUGCACUCGACGGGUUUUUACCUCACGCUUGUAAACUACCGAUCGGUAGGCAGCAAGGUACCACACUUAAACCUUGGAAAACGGAACUGAUCAAACCGGUGAGCGAAAUGUUAAAAUACUUGGAAAUUGAACAAGAUUUAAAGAACGGUUAUAACCUUGCAGAUGUGCUGUCGCGGCCAUGUUUCAUAUUCGGCAGCAAAGACGUGUAUGAUAAGUAUGCCUAUAAAGCCGUUGAAAUUAGAAGGCUUAAUGACUUUAAAAACAACUUUAAGGAUUUCGAACGAAUUCUUGAACGAGAUCUCAAGUAUAAUUCCACUGAAACCCAUUUAAAAAAUGCGAUCUUUAGUGGGAAGUACGUCGUAAAACAGCUUGUGUAUCAAGGCAUCGUUCUAUUCGUUGCCGGACUAGGGCGCAUUUAUGGCGUAGAGGGACUUUCCAGCUUUCAAAUAUUGGAUGAUCUCAAUUCCCAAGGUGUACUGGACCACGAAACUAUACAUUGUCUGGAAUAUGCUGUGGCUGUCGCAUGCCAGUUACGGUUGAAAUUGUACAGCGAUCAAGGCAAACAGAAUGAUUACAUUACAGCGUUUGGUGGGCAAUUGGUUUUUGAAAAGCUCAUUUCUGCUAUUGGUCUCUACAGUCUAACUGAAUACUUCAACACAGCAAUGACUUUGCAAAAGCAACUAAAAAAUGAUUUUCGCAAACCUGUGUCCAUAAAACAUUCCUCUGCACGCCUUACUAAUGGAAUGUUAAUGCAUAAGUUUCAACGACCUUCAAGUGCUUGAGUUAAAACUUUUACUUGUACAGCUUAAAACUUGCCAAUUAAAAUCCAUGACACACACGCGGGUCUUUAAGACCCACAGCUAAAUUAUAUAUAGUAGGGUGGGGGAAGAUGGGACAUCUUUUCAAUCUAUUUUCUCGUCAAAUUUGGUAGUAAACGA